Messenger RNA from Triticum turgidum subsp. durum (durum wheat), 369 nucleotides. Lineage: Eukaryota; Viridiplantae; Streptophyta; Magnoliopsida; Poales; Poaceae. The record is from the annotation of a GenBank genome assembly.
AUGAGACGACAUCCACUUGAGCAAGUAAACCAGGUGCGGCGCAGACGCAGAGAGAAAGAAAGGAAGCAAGGGGAGGAACAGGAUCUAGGGGCUGCUAUGGCGUCGGCGGCGAGCAGGAAGGCGCCGUCGCUGGUGGUGGCGGCAAGCGUGGGCGCCGUGGAGGCGCUCAAGGACCAGGCGGGCCUGUGCCGCUGGGGCUACCCGCUCCGCUCGCUCUACCGCCACGCCGCCGCCGCGCCCAGGGUCCGCGCCCUGUCCGCCUCGCUCUCCGAGGCAGCGGCCGCCGCGGCUCCCCGACCGGCGCCUUUGUCCGCGGAGGACGCGAAGCUGCGCAAGGCGCACCACCUCGUCUGCUGGGGCCCCAACUGA